UAAGCUUGUUUAGAUGUAGGGUAACAGAACAUUAGUCUUUUAAGCAAAAGUUUUCUUUGUAGAAAGGAAUACCAUUUUAACCAAAAAUUGACUAUAAUUUUCAUUAAAAGCAAGAGAAAAAUCCUAGAGACAAUGAUAUCCUUUCAUUUUUCAGCUGACAAACUUUGCCCCUUACCUGAACCACAUUUCCUGCUCUUUAAUAAGAAUUCAACAUAACUAUGUUUGAUGAUAUUGCUGGCUGCUUUUCUUUUUGGAAUUUUGGGAAAGCAGUUGAGGAGAUUUAGUUGCUGUUAAACCAUAAAUGCUUUAAAUACGCCAAAUUGUUCAAUUUUAAAUGAGGAUAGAGGGUUUGAUGCAGUUAGAACUGUAGCAUUGGUCAAAACGAGCUCACAUGCAUCAUGAUGUCAAAAUUUUUUAGGGUUUAUAUUUAUUUUUCGACUCCAAAACUUAAAUAUGAAGAGCUAAUGGUGAAAUUUGUGUCUGUGUGUGUGUCUUUGCAUAUAUGUGUGUGUGUGUGUGGUGGGGGCGUUCUCGACUGACAUCCUGAAACAAUACGAGAAAGAGGAGUGCACGAAUCCGCGCACCCCGAGCUGGUCUCCUUCCCUGUAAUAGAGAGCGUCAGGCGCUUCUUAAAAAACACAUUUUGUGGCUUAGUGGACUGGACUGGAGGAGCGAGGCGAGGACGAGCUGAACGGACAGAGAUGUAAAUAAAAACAGUCGUGCAUGGCCCAGCUGAGCGAGGACUUUAGUUUGUUUGUUUUUCCUUUUGGAUCAAUCAGGCAGAGAGUGGCUUCUUUUGAUUAAGCCCCAAAUUGUCAUUGGACAGAGGUAAUCAUGUGACAGGCAAUUCGGUCCAAUUUCAACCUUGUCUCCAUGAAUUCUAUAGUUUAAUGGUAGCUCGGUUCCCAUACGGCCAUAAUCAGUGAAAUAGAAGAAAAACACAUCGGGGGAUUUUUUUUUAUAUAUCUAUUUUUAUUUAUUUUCUUCAUCGUCCUCACUGAGCCGCGACGUUUAUAAAAAUACGGCGCUGCAAACUUUCCUCGGCUCUCAGGGAGCGGAGAUGAAUUACGAAUUCGAGCGAGAGAGCGGUUUUAUCAAUAGUCAGCCGUCGCUUGCUGAGUGCCUGACAUCUUUCCCCCCUGUCGCUGAUUCAUUUCAAAGUUCAUCAAUCAAGAGCUCGACGCUUUCACGCCCGACACUGAUUCCUCCUCCCUUCGAGCUGACCAUCCCCAGCCUGAACCCGGGCAGCCAUCCGCGGCACGGUCGGCCCAGACACAGCCCCGAUGGCUGCAGCCCGCUGCCUACCGCCUCCCUACCCCCGGAGUACCCAUGGAUGCGGGAGAAGAAAGCCUCCAAGAAGAACCACCACUUGCCCAACUCCACCACUGCUGCUUCAACCGCCACCACCAUCUCCAACGGACCCGUGUGCUUCUCUCCGAAAGGCUCGCCUGAGAUCGUGGAGGGAGCCGGUGGAGGAGGGGGCUCCCGCAGGCUGAGGACCGCGUACACCAACACGCAGCUGCUGGAGCUGGAGAAGGAGUUCCACUUCAACAAGUAUUUGUGCCGGCCGAGGCGGGUGGAGAUAGCGGCCUUGCUGGAUCUGACCGAGAGGCAGGUCAAGGUGUGGUUUCAGAACCGGCGCAUGAAGCACAAGCGUCAGACCCAGAGCAAGGAGAACCACGGUGGUGGGGAUGCAAAGGGCCCUGGAGCCGACGACGGCAUUCAUAGCGAGGAGGACGAAGAGGGGGGCGGCCUGCUGUACGAGCAAAGCGGGCCCCUCCUGGAGAGAGAUACCUGCUCCUUUCAGAACAACACACAGCAGCAGCAGCCGCAGCUGCACAAUAACGGAGAGGCGGCCAGCUAUGACAAAAAUCUGAAACAUUUUCCCAACCCGUCACCCACUGUUCCGGGCUGCAUGUCAACAAUGGGCCCCGGCUCUGCAUCUGGGCCGGACAAUAGCGACAGCCCAUCAGCCCUGGAUGUUUCUUUGCACGAUUUUCAGCCUUUCUCCUCGGAUUCCUGCCUACAGCUCUCGGACACAGCCUCGCCGAGCUUGUCGGAGUCUCUGGAUAGCCCCGUGGACAUUUCCGCGGACACUUUCUAUUUUUUCUCGGAAUCCCUAACCACAAUCGACCUGCAGCAUCUGAACUAUUAACUCAGAGAAAAAGAAAAUCCUUUACAACUUUCCCUCCCCGUUUGUGUGUGUGAGAGAAUGUGUGUGUGAAGUAAGGCUACGACAUUAUUCCUUAUUGUUUGUAUGUGCGGCACAUUUACUCUCGUGAUAUUUGACUUGACGAUUAAUACAAGGUAAGGACGGAUUUAAAUCACUGUACAAGCUCUGGUUAAAGUAGAUUAACUACCAUAACAACUUGAUCACUUGAAAUGGAAAUUAUGAGUGUGUGUGUGUGUGUGUGAAUUAUCCAACAGUGUUAGACCUAUAUGAAACUGGGUCGUUUUUUAUUUUUGUAUAGUUUUCUUGAAUAUUUUUGUUAGAAUACACUAACUUGCUACAAUCCUUC
Messenger RNA from Cyprinodon tularosa, 2519 nucleotides. RefSeq names its product homeobox protein Hox-A2a-like. Lineage: Eukaryota; Metazoa; Chordata; Actinopteri; Cyprinodontiformes; Cyprinodontidae. The record is from RefSeq and is a predicted model, not a curated record. The transcript is spliced from 2 exons. Gene Ontology annotation, molecular function: DNA binding; DNA-binding transcription factor activity, RNA polymerase II-specific. The coding region runs from base 1061 to 2155 and encodes 364 amino acids. Gene Ontology annotation, biological process: regulation of DNA-templated transcription.